This is a messenger RNA of Chinchilla lanigera (long-tailed chinchilla), 4071 nucleotides long. RefSeq names its product laminin, alpha 3 (gene Lama3). Gene Ontology annotation, molecular function: signaling receptor binding. Gene Ontology annotation, biological process: regulation of cell adhesion; regulation of cell migration; cell adhesion. The record is from RefSeq and is a predicted model, not a curated record. Lineage: Eukaryota; Metazoa; Chordata; Mammalia; Rodentia; Chinchillidae.
AUGCAAGUUUCCCAGAAUUGAAGGGCGGCAGUGUGACCACUGUACUUCUGGGUACUACAAGUUCCCUGAGUGCCGGCCCUGCAGCUGCAACCAUGCUGGGACUGAGCCGGAAGUGUGUGACAAGGAAACCGGGGCUUGCUUGUGUAAGGAUAAUGUAGAAGGUGCACAGUGUGACAAGUGUCAAGAAACAUCAUUCAAUUUAGAUGCAGCCAAUCCCCUGGGCUGUAGUGAUUGCUUCUGUUUUGGAGUGACUGGUUUUUGUAGCCAGACAAAGAAAGUCCAUAUUAAGUUUAAGGAUGUGAAGGGCUGGCGCCUGGAGACAGCAGACGGUGUCGACAUCCCCGUCACUUACAACCUGCAUAGCUUCAGUGUGGAUGCAGACAUCGAAGAGCUGCCCUCAACGGUCAGCAGUUUGUCAUGGGUUGCACCUCCAACCUACCUGGGGGACAAGCUUUGCCACCGGCUGUGUCGUGAAUGGUGGAGACGUGCGGUGCACCUGCAAGCCUGGAUACACGGGGACGAGAUGCGAGAGGUGUGCACCAGGGUAUUUUGGGAAUCCCCAGAGGUUUGGAGGUAGCUGCCAACCAUGCAAUUGUAAUGGCAAUGGCCAGUUGGGUACCUGUGACCCCCUAACCGGAGACUGCAUAAGCCAAGAACCCAAAGACAGCAUUCCUGCAGAAGAAUGUGAUGAUUGUGACAGCUGUGUGAUGACACUCCUGAAUGAUCUGGCCAGCAUGGGUGAAGAGCUCCUCUUGGUCAAGUCUCAACUGCAGGACCUGAGUGCCAGCUCAGGCGCUUUGGAACAGAUUCGAUACAUGGAAACCCAGGCCAAGGACCUGAGGAAAUUAGUCCAGCUCUCAACAACCUGCAGCAAACCUUGAAUAUCAUAAAGGUUCAGAAAGAACUGAUAGACACCAACCUCACCUCUGUCCACGAUGAUCUUCGUGGGAUACAGAGAGGCGACAUUGACAGUACAAUCAAUGGUGCAAAGAGCAUGAUCAGAAAGGCCAACGAUAUCACAAGUGUGGUCCUGGAUGGACUCAGCCCCGUUCAGACAGAACUGGAAAGGAUUAAGGAUGACUAUGGCAGUGCACGAAAUGAAGACUUCAACAAGGCUUUGACUGAUGCAGACAAGUCAGGCCUCCAGUGAUUAUAUUGGCAUGGCAGUUGUGGACGGCCAGCUCACCUGUGUCUACAACCUGGGCGAGCGAGUGGCUGAACUCCAGGUGGACCAGAUCUUGACCGAGAGUGAGACACGAGAGGCAGUUAUGGACCGAGUGAAGUUUCAGAGAAUUUAUCAGUUUGCAAGGCUUAAUUAUACCAAAGAAGCCACCUCCGCUAGACCCAAAGCACCCCAGUUUCAUGACAUGGAUAGUGGAAGCAGCAACACACUUCUUAACCUGGAUCCUGAAAAUGUUGUGUUUUAUGUUGGAGGUUAUCCACCUGAUUUUCAACUUCCAAGUAGACUAAGAUUCCCUCCAUACAAAGGUUGUAUUGAAUUAGAUGACCUCAAUGAGAAUGUUGUGAGCUUGUAUAACUUCAAAAAAACUUUCAAUCUCAACACAACCGAAGUGGAACCUUGCAGACGGAUCACUUCAUAUCCUUAAAUAUAGAAGAUGGCAGUCUCAUGGUCCGAUACAAACUGGACUCACAGCCACCGAAAGAGAAAGGAAUUAGAGGCACCAUCAACAACGGGAAAGAUCAUUUGAUUCUAAUCAAAAUUGGAAAACAACAGAAACUUAUGAGAAUAAAUGUGGGUGAUCAGAAUAUUAGAAUUGAAGGGGAAAUAUUUGAUUUCAGCACGUAUUAUCUGGGCGGAAUUCCAAUUGCAAUUAGGGAAAGGUUUAAUAUUUCUACACCUGCUUUCCGAGGCUGCAUGAAAAAUCUGAAGAAGACCAGCGGUGUUGUGAGGCUGAAUGACACCGUGGGAGUGAGCAAAAAAUGCUCCGAAGAUUGGCAGCUUGUGCGAUCUGCCUCAUUCUCCAGAGGGGGACAGUUGAGUUUCACUAAUCUGGACCUGCCGUCGCCCGGCCACUUCCAGGCCUCCUUUGGCUUUCAGACCUAUCAACCCAGCGGUGUGUUACUAAAUCAUCAGACGCGGACAAGUAGUCUGCAGGUCACUCUGGAAGAUGGUCACAUUGAACUGAGCACCAAGGACAGCACCAGCCCAAUUUUUAAGUCUCCUCAGACGUACAUGGAUGGUUUGCUGCAUUACGUAUCUGUAAUAAGUGACAACGCAGGCCUCCCGCUUCUCCUGGAUGACCAGCCCCUCCGGAGGAUCCAGAGGCUACAGGGCAUUUCCAGUUCUGCGCAGUCUCUCCGCCUGGGUGGGAGCUCUUUUGAGGGUUGUAUCAGCAAUGUUUUCAUCGAGAGGUUUCUGGAGAGCCCUGAAGUCUUAGAUUUUGCCAGUAAAUCUACCAAGAGAGAUGUGUCUGUAGGAGGCUGCAGUCUGAACAAACCUCCUUUCCUAAUGUUACUUAAAGGGUCCACGAAGUUUAACAAGGCCCGGACCUUCGAUAUCAACAGAAUGUUGGGGGAUGCACCAGCGACCUCCCCCAGGAGCAUGGAAGUGUGGCAAGAUGCGAAGCUUUGCUCACCGCCAGUUGGGACGCAGAAUCACAGAGCCCUCCAGUUUGGGGACAGUCCCACCAGCCACUUGCUGUUCAAGCUUCCCCAGGAGUUGCUGAAGCCCAGGUCAGAGUUUUCUGUGGACAUACAAACAACCUCCUCGGGGGGCCUGGUGUUUUACACGGGGACCAAGAACUCCUUUAUGGCUCUUUACCUGUGGAAAGGACACCUGGUCUUUGCUUUGGGGGCAGAAGGGAAAAAGCUGAGGCUCAGAAGUAAAGAGACAUACAACGACGGCAAGUGGCACACGGUGGUGUUUGGGCACGAUGGUGGAAGGGGGCGCUUGCUUGUGGAUGGGCUGAAGGCCCAGGAGGGCAGUUUGCCUGGAAAUUCCACCAGCAGCCCCAGAGCACAGGUUUACCUGGGGUGGUCUCCAUCAGGGAAGCCAAAGAUCCUCCCCCAGAACAGCUUUGUGGGAUGCCUGAAGGACUUUCAGUUGGGUUUAAAAUCCUUGGAUUCCCCUUUUGCAAACGUUGGGGUGUCUCCUUGCUUGAAUGGCUCUUUGGAGAAAGGCAUUUAUUUCUCCCAAGGAGGAGGCCAUGUCAUCCUGGCUACCUCGGUGCUGUUGGAGCCAGAGUUCAAGCUUAUGUUCAGCAUUCGCCCAAGAAGUCUCACUGGGCUCCUGAUCCACAUUGGAAGUCAGGAAAGACAGCACUUAAGUGUUUACAUGGAGGCAGGAAAGGUCACAGCCUCAGUGGACAGCGGGGCAGGCAGGAUGUCGACGUCAGUGACACCAAAGCAGUCUCUGUGUGAUGGACAAUGGCACUCAGUGGCAGUCACCAUCAAACAACACAUCCUGCACCUGGAACUGGAUAAGGACAACAGCUACACAGCUGGGAAGCUCACCUUCCCACCCCAUAGCACCCAGGGGUUGCUACACAUUGGCGGUGUCCCAGCCAAUUUGAAGACACUGAACCUCCCAGUGUGGAGGUCAUUUUUUGGUUGUCUAAAGAAUAUUCAAGUCAAUCACAACCCUGUCCCUAUCUCCAAAGCGAUGGAAGUCCAGGGCAUUGUCAGUCUGAGUGGCUGCCCUGGCCACUAACCCCAAGCUACCACACUGUGGGAAAUUCACCUUCAGAAGCAUAGAGGACCCAACACUCCUCCCUCCACAACUCAAAGUCAUUCUUGACUCAAGACACCAUCACGUCAAGUCUACAGCAAAUCUAAUUUUGAAUUCUGACCAUGCUCAUAGACCCAUCAUUUUGGCAUUCAGUACUACAUAUUAUCGCAUACAAAAAUCUCACUUCUUGAAGAAGAUGAACAAAUUGUUAUUCAAAUGUGCACACAAUACCUUUGAUAAUAUUUGUCACUAAAAAUUGUGCCUUUAAAAGAACUUGUCAAAAAUAAAUUUCUUUUAGAGCACUUUAAGAAUAUGAAACUUUUACAUAUGUUAAAGGGUUGUAAUUUAUGAGGUUAAAUAAAAGCAGUGUACUUUUCAAAUUA